Molecule: messenger RNA, 510 nt
Organism: Clunio marinus
Lineage: Eukaryota; Metazoa; Arthropoda; Insecta; Diptera; Chironomidae
Source: the annotation of a GenBank genome assembly
AUGAAGUUCGCUGUUGUCACAUUUGUCCUUUUUGUAGCUUUAACAGGAGCUCAUUGCGCUCCGAAAUAUUUCGAUUUCAAUGGAAUGAAAGGAAUGGUCGAUGCUCAUUCCAUCAUCAACGGAAUACCCAAGUCGGAGGCUAACUCAGAAGCGGCUUCAAAGGCCGAGGAAGUUAUCAAGGCGAUGAUUCAUAAACAUUUGGCGAGCAAAAAGCAAUCAAAGAUACCAGCAAAGCAAGUGAAGGAAGUUAAAGAAAAAGCUCCUGUGGAAGAAACUCCUAUUGAAGAAGUUCCUGUGGAAGAAGUUCCCGUUGAAGAAGCUAUUGUAGAAGCACCACAGCCAGGCGUUGCUGAAAAACCAGUUUCACUUGAAAGUUUAGCUGACUUAACAGUUAAUUGGGAUGAUCAUCCAGAAACACGUGACGCAAUUAACGAGAAAAUUCCUGGUGGAAUUGAAUCAGUUGAAAAUUUAAUAAAUCUUCUUAAAGAAAGGAAAUUGAAUAAAACAUAA